AUGGCCAUGUCUUUCGUUCGUCAAGCGUCACUCGUUGCGCUGCUUGCAACUUCAACUUUCGCUCAGACUUUCACUGAUUGCGAUCCUACUAAGAAAACAUGCCCGGCCAACGCUGGUAUGUCAUCGAGCACGUACUCGGUCGACUUCACCAAGGGUGCCGAUGAGAAGGCCUGGAAGACCGUAGCCGGCAACGUCUCGUACACCUCCGCCGGCGCCGAGUUCACCCUCAACAAGAAGGGUGAUGCGCCCACCAUCGAGACUGCGUGGUACUUCUUCUUCGGCCGCGCCGAGGUCCACAUGAAGGCCGCCCCCGGCACCGGCAUCGUCAGUUCCGUCGUGCUUGAGUCUGACGAUCUCGACGAGGUCGACUGGGAGUGGCUCGGCGGCAAAAACGCCGAGGUGCAGACCAACUACUUUGGCAAGGGCAACACCACCAGUUACGACCGCGGCGCUUUCCACACCGUCUCCGACGCUCAGGGCACCUCGCACAACUACACCAUCGACUGGUCCAAGGAGGCCGUCGUCUGGUACAUUGACGGCACUCUCGUCCGCACCCUCAACUACGCCGACGCCCUCGGCGGCCAGAACUUCCCCCAGACUCCCAUGCGCCUGAGACUCGGCAUCUGGGCCGGUGGUGACCCGGACAACAGCCCCGGAACCAUCACCUGGGCCGGCGGCGAGACCGACUACUCCAAGGCCCCCUACACCAUGACUGUCGAGAAGGUUUCCAUCACCAACGCCAACCCUGCCGGAUCGUACACCUACGGCGACAUGACUGGCAGCUGGCAGAGCAUCAAGCUCGGCGACGCCACGACCGAUGACUCCACCAACUCGGGCCAGAACGACACCUCCUCAGGUACCCCAUCCUCCUCCUCCAGGACCGCGGCCGCGUCAGCGACAGCUUCCUCUGGCUUCCCCUCUGCGUCGUCCGGCCCACUGAAGAAUGCUACUACGACAGGAGGAACCACGAUCCGCCCUACCGUUGCGCCCACGGCCACCCAGUCCGGCUCCGCCGCGAGCGCCAGCGCCUCUACCGGCGCCAACGCUGCCUCCGGCAAGCUCAUGAGCGGCUCCACCAUCGGCAGCGCCGUUGUUGGCGGUGUUCUUGUUGCGCUUGCUGGCCUGUUUUAA
Messenger RNA from Colletotrichum truncatum, 1131 nucleotides. Its product is annotated as extracellular cell wall glucanase crf1 allergen asp f9. Gene Ontology annotation, molecular function: hydrolase activity, hydrolyzing O-glycosyl compounds; glycosyltransferase activity. Gene Ontology annotation, cellular component: fungal-type cell wall. NCBI's taxonomy places the organism in Eukaryota, Fungi, Ascomycota, Sordariomycetes, Glomerellales, Glomerellaceae. Gene Ontology annotation, biological process: fungal-type cell wall organization; carbohydrate metabolic process. The record is from RefSeq and is a predicted model, not a curated record.